UCCCGGGUCCUCAGGAUCACGCCCUGGGCCGAAGGCGGCACUAAACCGCUGAGCCAUCUGGAAUGCCCCUGUUUUUUUUUUUUUUUAAAUCUAUAUUUGAAUUCCCAAGUUCCUACUUUUAUUGUAUUUGCUGACAUAUAUUUAAAUGCAUUGAUUCUCGCUGUGUUUGGUCCUGGGGGUUGGGCCACUCUCUGAGGUUUUUAAUUUUCAUGAGAUUCCUCUCAGGGUUAUUGCCUAUCUGGGGCUCCUGUUCUUGGAAGUAUGACAAGUUGCCACCAUGUUCGAGUUUCAUUUUAAAGUGUUUUAAGGAAGAGGUGAAAAUUUUUUGAAAAGAGCAGAUUUUUCAAUAUGACUUCAGAGACCACUUACACUGAACUAAGUUUCAAAAGUGAACCCAAGUCCUCAGGCAUCAAAUGAUGGCCUCCUGCAGCUCCCAAAGAAAAGACUAGCCCACACAAAAGUAACCCCAGUUUUCCCAAGCUACUUUCUGUCUCAUUGCUGAUACUUCUGCUCCUAUUGGCAAUCUCAUUUUUUAUUGCUUUUAUCAAGAAAGAUUGGAGCUGCUGCCCAAAGGAUUGGAAGUCAUUUAGUUCCAACUGCUACUUUAUUUCUACUACACCAAGAAAUUGGACUGAGAGUGAGAGGAACAGCUCAGAAAUGAAGGCUGACCUGCUGGUGAUUAACACCAAGGAUGAACAGCCAGAGAGGACUGAGGCUCCUGGGCAGGGCCCCAAACCUGGAUAUAUAUAUUCUGCUUAUUACAUAGGGCUAUCAGAUCCAAAGGGAAAAAGAGAUUAGCAAUGGGUUGAUCAAACACCAUACAAUGAAAGUGUCACAUUUUGGCACUCAGGUGAACCCAGUAAUCUUGAUGAGCAUUGUGUCAUGCUACAUUUUCAUUAUUUUUCAAGACAAUGGGGCUGGAAUGAUGUUCCUUGUAAUGGACACCACAAGUUGCUUUGCAAGAUGAAGAAGAUCUACUUAUGAAUGGGAACAUUCUACAUAAAACUGUGGUUGAAUUGGUACCCACCAUUACAGAGAUAGCUAAUUUGCUCUUUUUAGUCAUGUGUUAGUCUUGUGUAAGGAAUCUCCAUAGCAUUUUUCAGUAGGCUGUCACCUAUUCCAUUUAUGAUAGAAUCAGUGUGCACAUCCAUUCAUUUGUUCCUUCGUGUGUAGAGACCCUUUUGCAGACACAUGGAGCAUGAAAAUUCUUUUCUAAUUUUUGUCUGAGUGCUAAGGAGUUAGAGAUUGAUAUAUGAUGAGGUUCCUCCAUCUGUCUGGAUUUUUUUUUUCUCAUGAGGUUGGUCAAAAGCAAAAUAAUUCCAACUAUUACUUUCCAUUUCUCUCAGAUAUAUUUAUUACUUUUAACUGAAGCGUAUUAUGUGACAGUUUGGAUAUAAUACACAUCAAUGGAAGUUAAGUUCCAGCUUUGUCCCAGUAGAAUAUUUGGAGAUCUUAACAUUCUCUGAUCAGUCUUGGACUUUAUUUAACAUCAGGGUACAGUCAAAGGGAAAUCAGAAAUUGAAUAUUAGAGAUUUAGAAUUAGAAGUUAUUACUAGUGAGUUGACAUGGAUUUAUAGUCGUUAGGUAUUCUAAUAGUUUUUUUUCUUUGCUUAAGUUUUAUAAGGUUUCUAUGUGUAGAUUGCCACUCAAAAUAGCUCACGGUUUGUUUGUGUUCCCCUUUUCACUGAAGUUCUUACUGAUCAUUUUGUUUCUGCUACAAUAUACAAGUAUAUCAAAUUUACAAAAAAGUCUGUUAUUCAUUACUUUCAUAUGCUAAUUAUAAUUGAUCAGAAUAAAGCUGAUUUUAGGCAUGGCU
Canis lupus familiaris (dog) is the source of this 1816-nucleotide messenger RNA. RefSeq names its product C-type lectin domain family 4, member A (gene CLEC4A). The record is from RefSeq and is a predicted model, not a curated record. NCBI's taxonomy places the organism in Eukaryota, Metazoa, Chordata, Mammalia, Carnivora, Canidae.